AAUUGAUCCAUUGAGUUUUAAAAAAAAUUUAAUAUAUCGUAUUAGGUAAAUGAUAAGCGAUUUGAAAACGCCCGCUGAUAUGGCAUAAAAAGUGAGGUUAGCCAUGUUUUUCCCCUUCGACCAAUUAAACUUUCUCUCGGUGUGAACACGUGCGUUUAACGUCUAAGAAGUUAGCUCUUAUCGUCGAGCAUUAGCUCUUGGGUCGCAUACAUAACCAAGAUUUAAAUCGAUUUCGUCGUCUAACCCGUUUAGGUUAGAAAGAUGGCGAAACUGAGACGCGCGGUUUGGGGUCUUUCGUCCAAUUUUGCAUCUAACCGAUACUUUUCUCGUUUAUUAACUGCACCAUGGUGCAAUAUCCACACGACUUUGUCACUUAAUGGAUUCUCCUCGAAUACUGCUGUUGACAACGAAAAUGCAUUGAUUAUCAGCGAUAGUUGUGUGAAACGUCUAAAAGAAAUAGCAAACGAGAAUGCAUGUUUGAGAGUUACCGUAGAAGGUGGAGGCUGUUCCGGAUUUCAAUAUAAAUUUGAUUUGGAUUCAAGCAUACACGAAGACGAUAAAAUAUUUCAAAAGGAUGGUGCUAAGGUGAUUAUAGAUUCGACGUCUUUAGAAUAUAUAAAAGGGGCGACUGUAGAAUAUCAUACAGAGUUAAUACGUUCUGCAUUUAGGAUAAUCAAUAAUCCUUUAGCAGAACAGGGAUGUAGUUGCGGUGCUAGUUUUUCCAUUAAAAUGAAUUAAUUUUCUUUCGAUAUAUUAUUUUGUAGCUAGAUAAUGGUUAGGGAUCUACCUUGUAUGUAUAACAUAACUUAUAAAUCUCUGCAAUUUCACGUACGACCUUAUUCCCUCUCUCCAUCUUAAUUAUUAUUGUAAAUAUAUUACGUAUACGUAGCUAUCCCACUGAACGAGAAACUUACGUGAAGGUACGUUGUAAGUGUAAGUUUAUCUUUGUAGAUAAAAAAUUUAAUAAUGUAUAAAGCGUACAACAUAGGAUUAUUAUUGUUUGUAAAAUAUUGAGAUACUUGUGGAAACCGAAA
Vespa crabro (European hornet) is the source of this 1034-nucleotide messenger RNA. RefSeq names its product iron-sulfur cluster assembly 2 homolog, mitochondrial. NCBI's taxonomy places the organism in Eukaryota, Metazoa, Arthropoda, Insecta, Hymenoptera, Vespidae. Gene Ontology annotation, molecular function: 4 iron, 4 sulfur cluster binding; 2 iron, 2 sulfur cluster binding; iron ion binding. The transcript is spliced from 3 exons. Bases 262 to 738 code for a protein of 158 amino acids. Gene Ontology annotation, biological process: iron-sulfur cluster assembly. The record is from RefSeq and is a predicted model, not a curated record. Gene Ontology annotation, cellular component: mitochondrion.